AGACUCAGUUUCUCGAACGAAGAUGUUCUCGAUGUGCUGUUGCUUAAAGGCAAACCUGUUGAAGCGUUGAGGUUUUGUCAGAUGCGUCCACAUUUACUGCGACAAGAUCGAUCGUGGACCGCGGGAAUUCUCACCAAGGCUUUGAACUCACCCGAUAAGCGAGUGUUUUUUUCGGUCUACCGGUUUUUCGAGAUGAUUGAUCUACAGAACAAGGAGAGCAUGCCCUUCCUAACCGGUAUGUCGGGAUUGGUGGAUUAUGUUAUUUCCGCUUAA
Echinostoma caproni is the source of this 273-nucleotide messenger RNA. The record is from the annotation of a GenBank genome assembly. NCBI's taxonomy places the organism in Eukaryota, Metazoa, Platyhelminthes, Trematoda, Plagiorchiida, Echinostomatidae.